CUUUUCGAGAAGGAUUGGCGAAGUUGCCUGGCCAGACUGCACGAUAUCAGAGCGGAUGCUCAUCCUCGUCCUCGUCCUCGUCCCCAAGGAGGAGGCCCAAUCCGCAAGGGGGUUCUGGUCAGAUCCUCCCCACACAAGAGCAUCCACUCCACUCUAUCAGUUCUGUAUGGAUUAAUCUGAUAGACAGAUUGCUUAAAAGACGAUCCAGCGAGUUUUCAAUCUGGCUGCUCGCGGUCAGCUGUUAUUCGUGACACGGGCACUGAAACAUAAUCAAGUGAUCUUGUCCCUCAGCAAUCAACGCCACAAACUUCCACUUUAAAACCCGGCAAGUGCGUUUCUAGGCAAACUUUGAUCGCGCUGGAUGAAGGCUCCCGACCGUUGGUUUUUGAAAGAAAUGGCCGGCCCCCACACAGCCCUCCUCUCAGCGCAAAUUCACUUCAUUCUUCGCCUGGAGAAAUCAGUGAGAGCUCUGACCGACAGUAACUGAUUAUGUUGGUUGGUCACCGUCUGACUGCGACAGAGACUUGUGUCACCCUUGGCUCACAGGUAAAAACCGUGACGAAUGGAUCUCGGAACCGCGCCAAGUUGAGUCGGUCCACCCCGGCCAUCUGGCCAGAGACCUGAGGCUGGAUUUUGUCUGCUCGGAGCUCCCAGUUACAUGGUGACUACCCCAGGUCGAUUCAACGUAAGCUUAGAGAACGUUUGGCAUGAGCCUUGUUUUUCUUCUUAUCGCCUCUCUUCAGACAAAGAGGCCUGAUCGUUGAGCUGUCAAACGUUUCGCAUGCAUGCGGCUGUUAGACAAGGACGUGGGCUUCAGUUUAACCAGAUUCUAUCUGAACGCGGGAACAGGGAUUCAGAAAGCGGAUUCCGUCUUAGCUUCAAGGCACUCUUUUGACUUUUGUCCGUCGUGGAAGAACGGGAGACUUUUCCGACAAAAGUGGACUGCAUUGGGGAUGUCAAUAUGUCCGGAUCUGGGCAAUUACGGGGCCCCGAUAGUGGAUGUUGGAGAUAUAGUCCCUUGACCGAUGCUUAGGACCAUGCUCCUUUCCCAGUCCCUGUGCAAGCAGCCCUUCAGAUCCUCUCCGCUGGGUUACCCAGGCUCUAAAUUCUAAUUCUUAGAGCCACCACUCAGCAUCAACACCCCGGAUUGUGACAUAUUUUGGGAUGUAAAUCCCUGUUUUACCGGACAAUUAGAUUCAUUGUCCUUAGGGCAGAGGGGGAAUAAGGCAGAAAGCUCUAUAUUCUGCAUUUGGAAGAGCUCCUCACGUAUGUAAUCCCAUUAUUGCCCUUGCAAAAAAAAAAAGAGGACCCGUUUUCUCUUUGGUACCUAAGUACCACAAUCUACACCUGCUUUUAUUUUGACCCCUACCUAACCCCCCCCCGGAGGCCACCUUAAUUGUCCCCGGACCAUCUUCGACUGUGUGAGUUCAGAUGUAACGAGCACGACACAAACCAAUAUACCAUGAUUUUACGAACCGCUCUCCAUUUCAUCCUUGAGCAGAGGCGUAUUGACGAUGGACAUGCCAUUAUCCAGCGACGAAUGACCCCAAAAGUCAUUGACCCUCUUCCUGUCUCUCACCGUCGGGGACUCAUCGCCGUUGGCGUCACAUCGUUGUUGUCAGCCAUCUCGACAGUAGGGCUAUUCCUCUUCAUCACAUAUCGUCUGGUUUUCUGGCGCAAGCAGCACCCCAACUAUAUCGGCUUCAACCAAUACAUCAUUCUGAUCUAUAACCUUCUCAUCGCUGAUUUUCAAGAAGCCCUCGGAUUCCUUCUUUCUAUAGAAUGGAUUGCCCGGAAUCAUAUCAGCGUCGAAUCCCCGACAUGCCCCGCUCAAGGUUGGCUGUUGCAGAUUGGUGACCCAGCAAGUGGGAUAUUUGUCACGGCGAUUGCCGUUCAUACCUUCUUACUUGUUGUUAUGGGAAGGAAGAUGUCCCAUCGGACCUUUAUUUUCUUUGUGGUUGGCCUUUGGGCGUUUUGCCUCCUCCUCGUCUUGACUCCUACGGCAAUGUAUGGGAGGAAAACGUUUGCUCCAAGUGGUGCCUGGUGCUGGAUCGACGAAGAAUUCGAGGCAGCCCGUCUCUGGGGACACUAUCUAUGGAUUUUUGUUGCUGAAUUUGGCUCUAUAGCGAUGUAUUCCAUCCUUUUUUUCUACCUACGACGACAACUUUCCGCUUCUCCACUCAUAAGCGGAGGGCAAAAAGAACACUUACGCCGUCUCCGCCGCGUCACAGGCUACAUGGUUCUCUAUCCGCUCGCAUACAUCGUCCUGUCCCUUCCGCUCGCAGCCGGCCGCAUGGCAAUGGCCCGUGGAGACAAGCUAAGCGUCGUCUACUUCUGCGUCGCGGGGGCCCUGAUCGCCAGCUCCGGGUUUGUUGACGUAGUCAUGUACGCGAUGACUCGUCGAGCGCUCAUUGUGGACUCCCAACCGUCCAAUAUCGACAGAACGUACGCCUCGGCUCGACACCAACAAAACCACAACCACAUCGCGACCGUGACGGCGGAAAAUCGGGCAUCCCGUGCGCUUUCGCGUCGGUCCUACCAGCACCAUAGACGACGGGAUACGGAGCGUACACACCGUCGAGGCUCGGCAGAUAAUAUCAUACAAGAGCAGCCGGACCUAGAGAUGCUGGGUUUCGGAAUGGGAAAAGUAUAUCAGAAAACCACGAUUGAAAUUACAAGUGAGCCAUUAGAUGCCAGGGAAGACGUGAGCACCGGCACGGCCUCAUCGACCGGCCCGUCGUGCGAAUUGGUGAAUCCGAUUGAUGGGAUACCUGUGCCAGGAGGCGGUUGGAUGUCUCCAAAAUGAGUUUUGAAAUAUUUGAUAUAUUUUUUUCCUUGAUACCUCUUUCGGUGGGGGACUGGGGCUUGCUAUGUUUUCGGAUAAUAUGGCUCUCCUUGUAUAAUGGCGUUUCGUGAAAGGAGGUUUAGGUGCUACGGAUUUCAAUCUUGGUGUUCGUGUGCGUUGGCUGCAAAACGGCUUCUAGAGAUAAAGGGCUUUAUCUCUUUCCUUUCUUCUAUUCCUCCCUUUUCCCCCUUUAUCUUUGGCUUUUAUUUUAUUUUAUUUGUUUUAUUUUAUUUUCCACGGGGUUGUCUAAUGGAUGCCCUAGGGCGAAGAGGACCUGAUCCAAUAAUCAGAAUGUUGAAAUAGAUUCUCACCUGUUGGUAGUUUAGAGACGGCUACAUUCCGCGUUUUGUUUGCGAAUCCGCAAUAUUAGUUAGGUCAGAAAUCGUCCCCUAAACACAAAUAAGGUUGAUCUGUAGUA
Messenger RNA from Coccidioides posadasii C735 delta SOWgp, 3263 nucleotides. RefSeq lists its product as uncharacterized. Gene Ontology annotation, molecular function: G protein-coupled receptor activity. Gene Ontology annotation, biological process: adenylate cyclase-activating G protein-coupled receptor signaling pathway. The record is from RefSeq and is a predicted model, not a curated record. NCBI's taxonomy places the organism in Eukaryota, Fungi, Ascomycota, Eurotiomycetes, Onygenales, Onygenaceae. Gene Ontology annotation, cellular component: plasma membrane.